Molecule: messenger RNA, 4656 nt
Organism: Cladocopium goreaui
Lineage: Eukaryota; Dinophyceae; Suessiales; Symbiodiniaceae
Source: the annotation of a GenBank genome assembly
AUGCCUACCCCACCUGAAGGACCUACAUCCGAUGUGGAGGACGCUGGUGCUGAGUCCAGUGGUGGCCGCGAGGACGCUGCUGCUGGGGAUGGGGCUCCGCACUCUGGUGCUCCGCGCUGGACUGAAGAGGACUGGAAGCGUUGGAACGCCGGCACAUGGAGUUGGCACCAAGGUGAGGAAGAUAGGCUACUUGAGGAAAAGAUCGAAGCCUGGCGGCAGCGUGUGACACGCUUGAAGGCCAACAAGCAGGCUCUGGUGCUCUACAACAACCUCACUGGCAAAGCAUGGCGCGACGCUGAAGACUUGGACCUCUCCGCCCUGGACGACCCCUACGGCGUGGACCGCUACAUGGCAUGGAUCACCCAGCGCUACUUGGACAAGGAGGUGGUGAAGGCCGGCAAGUACAUGAGUGACUGUUUCAACUUGUUUAAGAAGGGCCCAAACCAGGACAUCAGGGAUUACAACAGCGAGUUCGACCGCCACCUGGCCAGGCUGAAGGAGGUCGGUUGCGUUCUUCCUGGACUUUGCAGCUCUUGGUGGUACGUCGACCAGCUGCGGUUGGACAACUCCACCGAGCUGAACCUUCUCUCCUCUGUGAACAACCAGCAUGACGUGGCCAAGUUGCAAGAGGCCGCCGUGGCCCAAGACCGGAUGAAUAGGCCGAUCUGGGAGAACUCAAGGAAACCUGAUGGUCGAAAUGAGAAGAAGAGUCAGCAGGCCUCCUACAUCACGGAGCUCGACGACAUUCCGGAUAUAUUCCGGAGUACCUCGACGAGUUGGUCGACAUCGAGCCCUACGGCCUUUGUGGCCUACCAGAAUGCGAAAGUCAAGUACAGUGAUGUGCUCAAGGCAAGGGGGACGAACCCAGCCAAGGCUAGGGAGGAAACCCUUGCCAAGGCUAAAUCCCGUUCCUUCUGCUCGGCAUGCGGCAAGAAGGGACACUGGCAUAAGGAUGUUGCAUGCACAAAGGACAAGGGCAAGACGGGCGAUGGUGCCCCACAUGUCACCCAUCUUGUUUUCUACACGGACGGCUUGGACCUGGACACCGUGGUGGACUGUGCUUGCAGCCGGACGUUGGCUGGCGUGGCAUGGUGUAAGAAGUACUUGGAGGUUGUGAAGAAGUUCGACCUCCCCCUACAUCAUGAUCGAGCAGGAGGAGCACUUCAAGUUUGGUGGACUGCGCCUCUACCCUUCGACGAAGGCCGGUCUUGGCCUCAAUUGGGGAUGAACUACAAGAUGGACACGAACGUUCCGGACUUCUCCAAGCUCAAGCUGACGGAUGUGAUUUUGAGUUUCACGGCAUCUGGCCACCCAAAGGUCAAUGCUUUGGAUUUUGGUGAACCGCCCCAAGUGCCAACAUGGCCCGAGGGAGUGGAUUGGAGUGUGACGGAAGUCCACAUUUUAGCACGACAUGCUGCGACGUCUCGAGCAUACAUGGUGAGUGCGGAGCUGGUGGAAGCUUUGGAGCAUCUGGACAUUCCAGACCGGCACGCAUGGACAAUGCCGGAACUACGGCUGGAAGCUCGAGAAGCUCGUGGCGGUAUGUCCCACAAGCCCGUGGGCCUGACCCACAUGUGUCUGGACAACCUGAAGGUGAAGUGCGCCGAGGAAGGAAGCGGGCAGCAACCACAGCACUCACCGGACCUGGCGCAACUAGGUGGGCGCAAGCCGAGAAGACCGAGAACAUCGAGAAGACGCCGCAUGGAGGGAGAUUCGAGCAGCGGUUUCGAUCUGAUCUUGGAGGCGGACCAGUCAGUGGAGGACCAGAUCAAGGAAAAGAAACGGGAAUAUUGGAAGAAGAUGGAGGAGCUUCACAAACUCCCUCGAUCAAUGGGGGCUAGGAGCUGCUACAUCACUGAGGAUGUCAGCUCGCUCGGGAUCAACCACGCCUCUGCCGAGCCCUAUGAACUGGACAACGACGAGAUCUUUGCAGGUGCGGCCGCCACUGACCCCUUGGACAUUGAUGAAUAUGACUUGGACAAGAUCUGUGCCGAACUCUUCGCGGGUUCGGCACAUCUCACUGAGGAGUUUGCGGCCAAGGGCUACAACGUCUUCGAGCCGAGGGACAUCCUCUUGGGCCACAACCUUUUUGACCCUUUGCAGCAGGAGACCGUGUUCAACGGCAUCAACUACAAGAAGCCGAAGUUGCUUUGGGUCGCUUUGCCAUGCACCAAGUGGUCCCAAUGGCAACGUUUGAACUAUGCUCGACGACGUCAAGCCCUACGCCGAGCUCGUGCAGAACAACGCCGACUCAUCCACUUUGCAGUGGAAUGUGCUUGGAACCAGAUCGCCAAUGGCAACGAGGGACGCAAUCCCGAGCCCGCAGGGGCUUACACCAAGACCUGCUGUCGGGCAGUCAUUGAAGGCUACCAGAACAUGUCCAGUAGCAUAUGGGCCCCGCCGGGCACCCAUAAUGCUGCUAACCAAACCUGGGAAGCACUAGCCGCUGAGGAAGCCGCUGGUGCUGAUGAAGAUGUACAAGACCCCAAGUUGACCAGUAUUGAUUUCCCUGCACAUGUUGCACAUGUCCUGUCGGUGCUUGACAUGGCCUCUGGUUACCACAUGGUCAAGCAGAUCCAUGGCCGGAAGUCGACUGACCUGUUGGCCGACUUCACUGAUUGCUGGAUGGUCUUGGCAGGGCUCACUGGCAGCAGGGAGCCACUGAAGGAACAACCUCCGCCAGAACAACCUUUGGCCAUGGUCUCGGCGGCCAAGAACAACCUCCGCCAGAAGCAUGGCUACUCACCGGCCCAAUGGCUAUUUGGUGCGGAACCUCGCCUAGGCGAUGCCAUGUUUGACGAGGACCUCUACUACAAGGAAGAACUUCGUUCUCCCGACGAAAUUUGGCGACGACGCCAAACUAUCCAACUUGCUGCCUUCCUGCAGACGCAGGCUGGCACCCCACUACGCCGUGCUCUUCUUGGUCAACCACGCUCCAAUGCCGAGGUCUAUGAGCAGGGCGAUUAUGUCUACAUCUACAGGGUCCACAAGACCGUGUGGUGGUUGGAAGGGAAGGUUCAUCCUAUUGGCUAUCUCCAAGUGAAUGGUGUGUCCUUUGUGCUGCAGAACAUCUUCGGCCUGCUGAAUCUGAAGAGCUGGGUUUGGCAUUCCAAUCAUUUUUCAUUCCAAAUGAAACGGGUAAAGGACGAUCUUAUGCGUCUGGUGCAUCGUUUGGACAACAGCGAUGACGAUGCCUUCACCGAUGCCACUGGCCCCAUUGACCCGAAGCGACAGGUGACGUAUGAAGCCGUCCCCGAACGAGUGCGAACACAGGGAGUUGUUCGCAUGCACAAAAGAUCUGUACCACCUGGCGCUGAUGACAAGCCAAAUCGGUCAAGGCCACUACCACCGGUACCAGGUUCUGACUUGGAAGAACUUCUGGACACAGAAGUUGCACUCAUGGUGGAGAAGCAGGUCCCACGUUCCAUCGUCAAACAGAGUGACAAAGAAGUGAAGUGGGAAGAUAUACCGGAGGAGGAACGACAUCCAUAUCAUGCUGCUGAGGCAAAGCAGUGGGCAGAACAUUUUCACUAUGGAGCUGUUCGAAUCCAUGGACCCCAAGAAGCUGAGUGGCUGCGCCAAGCAGUUCCUCGCGCACGUAUCCUGAGGGCACGUUUUGCCUACCGAUGCAAAAAUGUGGCCAAACGGCGCGAAGACAGCACCAUCCCAGCCAAACCAAGGAAGCUUGCUGCGGGCGACGUGGGGGCAGCCUUUCCCAAUGGCAUUGAAUCCAACGGUGGCCUCUAUUUUGAACCAAAACGCCGUGGGUUCCCUGGAGUAAAGCCUUGUUCACUCGUGGAGAUCGUUGGGGGUGUUUUCGGCCUAUCAAAUUCACCACGCCUAUGGUGGGAUAAGCUGGUCACGGAGCUGUUGGCCUUGAAGAUUAACGCGGGGGUGGACUUUUCGACCUUCUCACACCAUGAGUUGGACCCUUAUUUUUUUUACGUGAUGAGAUGGGGAAAACUACAUGGUGCCCACGUCACCCACGUCGACGACCUCUUGGUGGCAGCUCCUCUUUCGGAGAUGGGUCAACUACAGCAAGGACUUUCUCGCAUCUUCACCGUUGCCGAGUGGGAGGCCGACCUCUUUGAGUACGCUGGUGCCACCAUCAAGCAGGAGAAUGACACCAUCGAGCUCCACCAAACUUCCUACAUCAAUGCCCGCUUGGAGACGGUCGACAUCCCCAAGGACGCUGUGGCGGAGAACCUGGCAAACCAGGCUGGAGUUUCUUUGGCACAACGCCGUCAAGAGGAACCAACGUACCAUGAUGUUAAAAACACAAACAAGCUGGUGAAACUGGCGCAAGCCGGGAAGGGCGAACCGCUCAAGUUCACCGAGCUCGUGGAGGACUUGCACCUCCUUGUGUAUCACGACGCCGCCUGGGCAAACGCAUCACUAGACCCUGAGGUCGACGACUACGAUGAUUACUUGGCAUCUGGACAACUGGGACACAUCCUACUCCUGAGCCGUCGUGUUUUGACUGGCCAGGAGGCAUCAGCCAUGGUGGUGGGCUGGAAACCUCAUGCGUGCCCAAGGGUGUGUCGCAGCACCUUGGCAGCAGAAGUCAUGUCCAGUUUGGAAGACUGGGAGGACGCCCUUUGUUCGAGAUCCUUCAUCGCUGGGGGGCUUUACAGGGACCACCUCAUGGACUUGUGA